This is a messenger RNA of Asterias rubens (European starfish), 807 nucleotides long. RefSeq names its product regenerating islet-derived protein 3-alpha-like. The transcript has a single exon. NCBI's taxonomy places the organism in Eukaryota, Metazoa, Echinodermata, Asteroidea, Forcipulatida, Asteriidae. Gene Ontology annotation, molecular function: carbohydrate binding. Gene Ontology annotation, cellular component: external side of plasma membrane. Gene Ontology annotation, biological process: biological process involved in interspecies interaction between organisms. The record is from RefSeq and is a predicted model, not a curated record. Bases 1 to 807 code for a protein of 268 amino acids.
AUGAUUGGUGAAAGACAGAUGUGUCAGUUUAUGUUUCAAAUGAAACCAGAGUUACUGUGGCGUGUGAUUACAAUGUUUCUUCAAAGCAUGAACUCCAUUCUGUUCCAUCUCUUGAUAUUGAUGACAAUGCAAAGCAUUGUUAUCGUCCUCUCCUCUUGUCCAACUGGCUGGGUAAAAUGGCGUCAGUCUUGCUACAUCUUACUACCUGAGAAGAUGAACUGGGUGCAAGCCGAGGCGAUAUGCAAGCGACCAGGGAGCAACCUCAUAGUGCCUGAGUCAAAAGAAGAAAACGACUUCAUCUUCGAGUGGGCAGUGAAAGGGAAGGGAGGUCUGUGGAUCGGCUGCACAGAUGCUGCUCAAGAAGGAGUUUGGCUGUGCGGAGGUCAGCCUGCAAGAUUCACAAAUUGGAAAAACGACAACCCAAGAAACGACAUGAACUUGAACUGUGCCCGAAUGACAGUUCAAGCACCUGGAGUUUGGUCUGAUAACAUAAGUUGCAAGAAUGGCAUCCAUAAAUUUGCUGCAUGUGAGAUGCCGGCCCCUACUGUGCCAAUCUACCACACCCUGCUAGGUCCCGAUGGGCGUGUCUAUCAAUACUGCCCCCUCAAUCACGUCAUCGACAACCUGGCCGUAGAGGGUGUGAUUGCUUGUGGCUGGGCGUGUACAUCAGAUCCUCAAUGCCGCUCCUUUAAUGUUUGGCAGAGAAGCGAGAAAGAGAAGAAAUCUCAGCUCAAUGACGUCACUCGUCUUGAGAAUGAUCAGACCGAUUCCCAUGACGUCGAGGGUUGUGUCUACUUUAACCUUUGA